Leucoraja erinaceus (little skate) is the source of this 791-nucleotide messenger RNA. RefSeq names its product collagen alpha-1(XI) chain-like. Gene Ontology annotation, molecular function: extracellular matrix structural constituent. Gene Ontology annotation, cellular component: cytoplasm; nucleus. The annotation marks the transcript as partial. The transcript is spliced from 2 exons. NCBI's taxonomy places the organism in Eukaryota, Metazoa, Chordata, Chondrichthyes, Rajiformes, Rajidae. Gene Ontology annotation, biological process: translational elongation. The record is from RefSeq and is a predicted model, not a curated record.
UUCUCCUACGUGGAUGCCCAGGGUGAGAGCAUAAACGAGGUACAGAUGACCUUCCUGCGGUUGCUGAGUGCGUCUGCGCGGCAGAACUUCACCUACAUGUGCCAGCAGUCGGCUGCGUGGCAGGACCGUGCCAGCGACAGCUACGACAAGGCUCUACGCUUCCUGGGCUCCGAUGACCAGGAGAUGUCCCACGACAACAACCCCUUCAUCAAAGCCCUGCACGAUGGUUGCAGUACGAGGAAGGGCUUGGACAAGACUGUUCUGGAGAUCAACACUCCCAGAGUGCAACAGGUGCCCAUCAUUGACUUCCUAGUGAGCGACUUCGGGAAGCCCAGUCAGAAGUUUGGAUUUGAAGUUGGUCCCGCCUGUUUCGUGGGCUAGUAGGAGAGGCGAUGGGCCGAGCAACCACUCGCUGACCCUGCUCAAGACACCUGCAAGUUCUGCGGACGUACGGACGGAGGGUCGGUCUGUAGCCGCUAGGACUCACUGACUGACCGGCGGGGUGGUGUUACUGACCACGGGCCGUACAGCAGAGGGGUCUCUGGCCAAAACAUCUGCUGCCUGUCACCCACACCAGUGUUUACCAGGCGGGUGGUCCUCUGGUGCUUCAGCCCUGAGCUGGAGAUGGAUUUUAAUGAACUGUAAUUAUUCCUUUUGUAAAUUAUCUCGACUUUCAGAACUUGCAAAGUGUCUCCAACGGCCAACGUCGGUCCGCGCCUUUACCAAUAACUUUAUAUUUGUAAAAUUAAUUAUAAAAUAUACAUUGAAAAUAAACUGCUAGCCUCUUGUGA